Molecule: messenger RNA, 4794 nt
Organism: Syngnathus typhle (broad-nosed pipefish)
Lineage: Eukaryota; Metazoa; Chordata; Actinopteri; Syngnathiformes; Syngnathidae
Gene: gpc3
Product: glypican 3
Exons: 8
Coding region: 325-2058 (577 amino acids)
Biological process (GO): cell migration; regulation of protein localization to membrane; positive regulation of canonical Wnt signaling pathway
Cellular component (GO): cell surface; plasma membrane; extracellular region
Source: RefSeq, a predicted model, not a curated record
GAAGUGAGAAUUUCUGCACUGCUGCUGGUACGAACACGAAAGAGGGACCUGCACUCAGGUGUGUGCGCGUGCAUGCACGUCGAGAACGCGCGCACAUGCCUUGAGCUGACUCGAGCAGUGUUCGAUUCGGUGAAGGAGAUCUCAACUUGCCGCCGUCGUCGGACUUACUCGCGUGGAUGCUGGAGCACGACCCGUUCCUGCACAAGGAUGCUGACCCCCAAGACCGCAGAGUCAUCAAAAUAUCGCUGAAACACCGGAUCAUCGAACUUUUAAUGCUUGCAUAUUAUUCUACAGACUGUCGCAUUUAAGUUUGGCGUUCCCAUCAUGUUUAGUUUAAGAGUCACCAGUGCCCUUUUGUGCGCCUGCCUACUAUGGUUGUUCUCCGGGAUUAGCGGACAGACUCCGAACUGCCAGGAGGUUCGCGCUGUGUUUCAGACUCUGCACCCAGGCUCCAAGUGGGUCCCUGAAACCGCCGUGUCAGGUGCUGACCUGCAGGUUUGCCAAACCAAAGGCCCAGCCUGCUGUUCCAAAAAGAUGGAGGAGCGCUAUCAGUUUGCCGCUCGCAGCAACAUGGAGUCCGGCCUGCAGGUUGUCAGCGCUCAACUCAAACGUAUUAUCAUCCAAAAUGCUGCCAUUUUUCAAGAGGCUUUUGACUUGGUGCUGCGUCAUGGUCGAAACGCUACACUGGCUAUGCUCAAGUCGGAGUUCCCUGCUCUCGGAGGUGGAGCCCAGAGCUCGGUCGGGCAGCUCUUCCUGGACAUGUCUCUCUACAUCCUGGGCUCAGACUCCACAGUGGAUCACAUGGUGGCAGUGCUCUACGGCCGCCUUUUUCACAUGACAUACCGCCGCUUGCUCGGCGGCAGCGGGUCUUUGUCCGAGGAGUGUGUCAGAGAGGCCUGGAAGGACUCGGGAGCCUUUGGCCCUUAUCCCAAAAUGAUGAUGACUCGUUUGUCCCGCUCCCUCCUUGCAACACGAGUCUUUCUUCAGGCGUUGAACCUGGGCAUCGAGGUUGUCAAUACCACUGACCACCUGAGACCCGGUCGGGACUGUAGCCGAGCCUUGAUGAGACUGUGGUACUGUCCACACUGUCAAGGCAUGAUUGGGCCGCCAGUCUGCAGAGGCUUUUGCCAAGCGGUGAUGCACAGCUGCCUGGCGGGAGCAGCCGAGGUGCAACCUCACUGGAAGACCUACGUGGACGGAUUGGGGAAGCUGGCAGCGGCCAUGAGCGGCGAGCAGGACAUGGAGGCGGUUGUCCUCAGACUUCCGGCUAUCAUUAAACUGGCUCUCAAACACGCAGUAAAUGCACGCAGCCGUCUCAGCAGUGUGGUGAGCAGCAUGUGUGGACAAUCUCAGCAGCGGUCCACCCGCUCUGUCGUGUCCCCGCCUUUCAGGCAUCCCGCUGCUUCUGUGGCCCGCAAAACUCAAGCCUCAGAUCCUGAUGAGACCUUAGGAGGCCUCCGCAGGGAGUUCAUUUCCAAUCUGAGAGAAUUCAGCUCCUUCUACAGUGGGCUCGGGGAGUCUCUGUGUAGCCGAGAGCCGGCUCCAGCAAACCAUUCUCUCUGCUGGAAUGGGCAAGAAAUGACAGACAGGUUUUCGGGGCCCAGCCUGAAGCGGUCGGGUUCUGAAUCCCGGAGCAACAAGCCCCUUGAGCCUGUCAUCAGUCAGAUGAUAGACAAACUCAAGCACAUCAACCAGCUGCUGCGGCAUGUAACGGUAUCUGAAAAGCGCUGGAGGGCCCGGACGCGCACAGGUGGCAGUGACGGAUGGAACGACGAAGGCGAAGAGGGAUUUCAAAGCGGCGACUGUGAUGAUGAGGACGAAUGCACUGGCGUGUCUGGCCUGGGACCACCCCCGCGACGCAAACGGUUACGCGUCUUUGCAGACCUUGCUGAUAACCUGGCUAUGGAUGACUUCACCUUCCAGGAGCAGCUUUUGACCCCUCGGUUGGCCACAGCUGGAGUUGGAGAUGUCUCUUCACCUGGGACUGCACUGCAGAGCGUCUACCUAGUCUUGAUGGUGGUGGUCAGUCUGUGUUUCUUUCUUCUGUCUCAGCACUGAGCGUCUGCCCUGCGAGCUCACUUGCACGCAUUGCAAACUCUAUAGAACAAGAGAAACUUAUUGUUCCAGAGGCACGGUUCCGAUAAGAUUUAAGCAUCAGACAAGGCUCCAUUCUCUUGAACUUUGGAUUGUUUUUUUAAAGCACAACUGAUGAACUCAGUAUGGUAUGUAAAUAAGAAGUUCAUUCUCUGCCUCUCCCACGAUUACCAAAUGAGAGUCCAGCAGCAUCCCCACUCUAAUUCUGAUGUCUCCACUCUGAUUCUGAUGUUCAAGUCUUCUCUUUUUACUGAACAUUGUCAUUGACUGGCAAGUGAAGAUAGGAGUUCUGUAGUUGGACUUUUCUUUUAAUGCUCCCUGUCCUUGUCUGCACUGAAUUACCUCCCGCCUUACCCCCCCACAAGAUGUCACCCACAGAAGUUAUGUCCUCGAGGGAGCCAAAUAAUUUUAGACUGGUUGCUCUUACCGGCUCGUCACAAAAGGAGUUGAGGCCUGAGAGUAUAUGUACAAACUGUAAAUUUGUCUUUGUUGGUUCCAUGUUUUCAAAAUACGUUCAUUUGCAAUAUUAACAUGCUGUAUUUCAUAAGCCACGGAGUGGACAUUAAAAAAAUGCUGAAAAGUAUUUCACAUGCUGUUAAACUGGAAUUGUGUGUAAAUAUUUAGACGUGUGAACAUUACCUCCACCAAACACAAGCGCAAGGGAGGAGGCAAUUUAAAAAAAAAAAGGGUUUUCAUUCAUCUACUUUGAUGUUCGAUGAUGCGUAGAUGUUCUUGAUAGCAUGUUGUGGAAGACACAUUGACAACAUUGUAAAUAAUUACGACCAGUUCAAAUACUCCUAUUGUUUAUAAAAGACAAAACUUUCAAACCACAUUCAAAUUUGGUCACAUUUGAAAAAGCCAUGUAUAUGGCAUGGCGCGUUGGCCCUUUAAGAGAUUCAUGUGUUUAACUAUGACACUGGCAUCCAUAGAUAGUGCCUUGAGCACUGAAUCACACCAAACCAACAUUUCUUACAUUAUUUUUCUAUUGUUUGUACGAGUGUUUCCAGUUAAAUAUCUAAGUAACACACUGUUACUAUGAUGGUAAAUAUAUACAUUUAGUUUUCCUGGGUGUCUUUAGGUAUAGAUGUGAUGUGUAUGUUUUCUGAAUAACUGACUUUGAGCUUUUUUUUUUUUUUCGGUGGUUUAUCUCAAUUUGUCAUGAGCAAUGAAAAGCGCAAAUUUCUUAUUCAUGAGUCUACAAAUUCAGUUCGCCAAAUAAAAUUGCAAUGGGCCGGUUAGAUAGAAUCAAAGAAAUUGUUCAGUCUUAGUUGUGGUGUAGACAGUAAAAUGGUGAGUCCAUCUCCAAGCUGCACAAGGAUGAAGAUUUUUUCAUCCUCCACUUGCUCCGUUUUUCCGAUUAUUUCAUCGUUGCCGUAUGAUUCAGCUAUCAAUGUGAUGUCAAUGGGUUCUAUUUUCAUAGACAACACACCUGCACCUGGGUAUAUAAACAAACUGUAAUGCUGGCGCAAGCUUAGUUUAGCAUGUUUGAAAAUUUGUCUGACCAUACUGGCCAUACUGGGCUUUUCGGCAGAUUGAGGGCAUUUUUUUUUUUUUUUUACACGGCCUCGGCGCACCUGACAAUUUGCUGGCUUAAAGUAGACUAAACUUUAGACCAGCUGGAAGCAGAUCACAUACAGACACGGAUUGAAAGUCUGUCUCAAGUGCCCACUUAGCGGUGAUCUGUGAUCACCCUGGCCAGCUUUACAUCAUCCACCCGUGGAGGUCUGCUCGCAGUUUCUUGUAAACAUUCUUUGCCUGCUUCAAUCUUCUGUAUGGACUCCAACGAGUCUAUUUCUUCCGCAAUGUCAAAGACUGCGUUUAAAGGGAGUAGUCACCGUGAAACCCAAGUCAGCUGUGUUCACGCCCACGAUGGCGCUCACGCCCGCUUCUAACUGUGCUCAUCUGCGAAAAGAAAAAAAGCAAACAAUUAGAUCGUGCUUUGCUGGGCAUGAAAAUAGAACCCUGUGUGUAUAGUAUGAUUAUGGGAAAGGGGGGUGAACAUCAAUGAUGUCAUAGUCAUCAGGACUACUGUAGUGGAGUAUCCUGUCAAUGUCAAGUCACAAAAUUAUUCAAUUAAUUUCCAUUUCCAGCAGCUGUUAUAUACACUUUCUGAUCCUAUGUUGCGUUUAUUUAUUUAUUUAUUUAUUUAUUUAUUUAUUUAUUUAUUUAUUUAUUUAUUUAUUUAUUUAUUUAUUUAUUUAUUUAUUUAUUUAUUUAUUUAUUUAUUUAUUUAUUUAUUUAUUUAUUUAUGCUCAUUGUAAGUUUGGCUUGAGGUUAUCAAUUAUGAAUGCAGCUGUCUCCAACUGAUUUUCAAAAGUGUGAAGACUUGCACUAUAAAGUUGCUGCCGCCAAAAUGGCAUUACUUGUUGAUUUGAAUGACAACACUUAAAGAAAGUGGCUCUGUGUUGCCACAGAAUAGGUUAGUAGGAUCUGAUUGAAUGUUGCAUCAGUAUUUUGUAUUUGUCAUGACAAAAUGUGUCCAAUCAAAUGGUUUCCAAAUUGCUGUGCUGAACCGUAUUUUAAAAUGCAGAUUGGGAAAAGUGGCAUUUAAUUUCAAUGAAUGUAUUUAAAUUGAAAUGAAUUAUUUAACAUUUAUAUAAAUGUACGUAUGUGUAAUGUGAGUAAUUACCCAUUGAUCAUUCUAUUUAUUUGAAAUACAUGUUCAUGAUAUGCCAUUUUACAUCAUCAUUAAAAGGAAGA